AUGGCUUCGAACAAUCAGAUGCUUGCCGUUGCGGCGGUGAUCGCCGUCGCCUUCCUACCCCUCUUCUCCUCGGCCAGCGUUCACCUCGUCGGCGACGAGGAAGGCUGGACCCUCGGAUUCAACUACACCGCCUGGUCCGAGAGCAAUCAGUUCAUGGUUGGCGAAGCACUAGCGUUCGACUACGACAAGGCAAACCACAACGUGGUUGAGGUGACCGGAGCGGGAUUCAAGGCGUGCAGCGCCGCCAAUCCCCUCGGCACCUGGAGCUCCGGCCGCGAUCUGGUGAAGCUGGAGAACCCGGGGAGGAGGUGGUUCAUCUGCGCCGUCGGCAACCACUGCCAGAUGGGCAUGAAGCUCAAUGUCACCAUCCUCGCGGCGGAGGCGCCUUCCCCUGCCCCUGCACAAGCUUUCUGGACGGCGCCUUCGCCUUCUCCCCAUCACAAGUCCAGGCGCCCCUUCGUUUCCAAGUGGUGA
Lolium rigidum is the source of this 474-nucleotide messenger RNA. RefSeq names its product mavicyanin-like. The record is from RefSeq and is a predicted model, not a curated record. Gene Ontology annotation, molecular function: electron transfer activity. NCBI's taxonomy places the organism in Eukaryota, Viridiplantae, Streptophyta, Magnoliopsida, Poales, Poaceae. The transcript is spliced from 2 exons. Bases 1 to 474 code for a protein of 157 amino acids. Gene Ontology annotation, cellular component: plasma membrane.